GACAAACCUCUCUACCGACCGUACAGACCAGCCCACACCCAUACUCGUCAAGCAUGGAAAAGCAAGAGAACAAGACAAAGGUCGUCAUCGUCGGUGCCGGUAUUGGAGGAGUGGCCACAGCAGCUCGGCUCGCUCAUGCAGGAUUCGAUGUCGAGGUCUACGAAAAGAACGACUUUUCAGGGGGAAGAUGUAGUCUGAUCCAUCAUGAUGGGUAUCGGUUUGACCAGGGCCCCUCGCUCCUCCUCCUCCCUUCCCUCUUCCGGGACAUCUACACCGACCUCUCCACCUCACUUCCUGCCCACCUCGACCUGAUCAAAUGCGAACCCAACUACGUCAUCCACUACCACGACGGCGAAUCCAUCACACUAUCCACCGACCGAGCUAAACUCCGGGCCGAGGUGGAGAGGUUCGAAGGCCCAAGGGGUGGGAAGGGCUUGGAAGGGUUUCUCAGCGAAGCGGAGACGCACGCCCAGCUUUCGCAUGAGCUGGUAUUGAGCAAGACGUUCAAUUCGUACCUCUCCCUUUUGAGGCCGUCGUUCUUGGUGAACGCGAUCGCGUUACACCCUCUAGAGAGUAUUUGGAGCAGGACGAGCAGGUAUUUCAAGACUGAACGGAUGAGACGGGCGUUCACGUUCUCGAGCAUGUACCUGGGGAUGAGCCCUUUCGAGGCUCCAGGGACGUAUAGUCUCUUGCAAUGGACAGAGACGGUGGAAGGGAUCUGGUACCCGAGAGGAGGGUUUCACAAGGUCGUCGAAUCGCUCCAAUCCAUCGCCGAAUCACAUGGGGCCAAGUUUCACUUUUCCAAACCCAUCUCACACGUAGCCACCGAUCCUACCGGUCAACGCGCCAACGGGAUCUACCUGGCAUCUCCCGACAACGAAAAGACCGAGUCCAAGACGAAAAUCACCGCCGACAUCGUCAUCGUCAACGCCGACCUCGCUUACGCACACAACAACCUCUUUCUCAAAGACGGGCAGAGCGAAGAUAGGAAGAAGGGCGAGUUGAAGGAACCUCGGUUGGCGAAAUCGUUGAGGGGCAAGAAACAUAGUUGUUCGAGCAUCAGCUUUUAUUGGGCGAUGGAUCGGGUCUUGGAGAAGCUCAAGGCGCAUAACAUCUUCUUGGCGGAGGAGUACGAAGAGUCGUUCGACGAUAUCUUCAAGAAGAGCGAUAUGCCGCGCGAACCGUCUUUCUAUGUCAAUGUGCCGUCUAGAAUCGACUCGUCCGCCGCCCCGGAAGGUAAAGACGCCAUUGUCGUGCUCGUCCCCAUCGGUUCCCUCUUGGUCGAGGAACACCGCACGGAAGAAGACUGGACCGGAUUGGUAGCCGAGGCCAAGAAACAGGUCAUCGAGGUCAUGGAAGGUCGACUGGGAAUCAAGGGGAUGGCCGACAUGAUUGUUUGGGAAGAGGUCAACACGCCAGUGUCUUGGAGGGACAAGUUCAACCUGACACAUGGAUCGAUUCUGGGCAUCUCGCACGACUUUUUCAACGUCUUGUCAUUCCGUCAUCAAGCUCGGCAUCCGUCUGUAUAUAACGCCUACUUUGUCGGGGCAAGCGCACACCCAGGGACCGGUGUACCGAUCGCAUUAGCAGGGUCCAAGCUGUGUCUCGAGACGGUGUGCCAGGAUCUAGGGGUACCACUUCCCGCCUCUUAUAACGUGAAAGGCUAUAAAGCGAACAGUUGGCUUGAUAUCCGGGAAGGCAAUCAGCUGUGGUAUGUCCUGGAGGCGUGGACGAGCACGAUCUUGCUGUUGUUGGUUGGGAUCGUUCUGGGGGUCUCGCUGGUUUGCGGUAGACUAUAGGUAGACGAGUCUGUAUUGUAUCGACCUGGCCAGUCAUCAGG
Filobasidium floriforme is the source of this 1840-nucleotide messenger RNA. RefSeq lists its product as uncharacterized. Gene Ontology annotation, molecular function: oxidoreductase activity. NCBI's taxonomy places the organism in Eukaryota, Fungi, Basidiomycota, Tremellomycetes, Filobasidiales, Filobasidiaceae. The transcript is spliced from 12 exons. Gene Ontology annotation, biological process: carotenoid biosynthetic process. The coding region runs from base 54 to 1799 and encodes 581 amino acids. The record is from RefSeq and is a predicted model, not a curated record.